Lymnaea stagnalis (great pond snail) is the source of this 15484-nucleotide messenger RNA. Lineage: Eukaryota; Metazoa; Mollusca; Gastropoda; Lymnaeidae. The record is from the annotation of a GenBank genome assembly.
AAAAAACAACAUCUCAUACAACACUAAAAAAAUCGGAUUUUUGAUGACUGAAGAUGACAGUCAUGUCAUAGAGUUAGACGGCCUGAAUCGUGAAGAAGGGAUACCCAACAAUGAACUAUAUUCGUUCUUAUCUUAUCUCUAGUGGUAGGCAAUUAAUUAUGCAUAUAUCAUUUAAAUUAACUUAAUUCAAAUAAUUCACAUAGGACUGUCACGGGUGACUGUGACUGUGAGUGUGAGAAAUGCAGUGUUGUCAGUAACGUCCGUUGACGUUGAACAUACUGGUAAUUAAUUAAUGGUAAAUAUUAAAUAUAUAAAUACAAUAAAUAAUAUAUUAUUUAUAAGUUUAUUAUUAAUAAUUAUUUUAAUUAUAUAAAUAGUAAUAAUAAGGCUAACUCCAAAUUUACCAAGAAUAAUUUUUAAAGAUGUUGCUAGCCUAGAAUAGUACACUAAUAAUAAUAGUAUUAAUAGUACCACAAUAGUAUACUAAUAGUAAUAGUAAUAGUCUAAUAGUAAUAGUCUAAUAGUAAUAGUAUUAGUAACUAAGUAGGCUAAUAACUAAGCUAACUAAGUCAAAGAAAAAGUGAUAAGUUUCUAAGACAAGAUAAGGAAGUAACCCAAGCCCAAGUUAUUAGUUUUAGUAACUAACUUUCGUUUUAAUUAAGCUAUUAAUUAUUUAAAUUUGAUAUAAUAUACACUGUUAAAUAGUAAUACAGUCUACAGACAUACUCGGUUGAAAAUUAAUUUAAAAAUAUAUAUAAUAUUAAAAUAUAAUUAGUAUUUGAAUUUGUUGAUUUAAAAUUUAAAGAAUUUACUAUAAAUUCAUAUUCUUAGGCUAUUUAUUACAUUUAGUCUUAGUAAAAAGUUACAUUAAAUCACUAAUAUUAAUAUGACUUAUUGUCACUUAUGAUUUAUCAGUUAACAUUAUGUAAUAUAUUAUAUUAUUAUAUCGGCUAAUGAUCAUUCAAGAUGCCACUACUUAUUUUCCAGGGAGUGACUUUCCUUUGUUUAUUUUUACUAAAUUAUUUUAGGGAUCGAUUUAGGGUUCAGGUUAGGCAUAGGGAUCGAUUUAGGGUUCAGGUUAGGCAGAGGAAUUGAUUUAGGGUUUCAGGUUAGGCAUAGGGAUCGAUUUAGGGUCCAGGUUAGGCAUAGGGAUAGAUGACUUCACGUGACGUGUCAACCAAGAUGGCGGCCACUGAUAAAAUAGUGGCAUUUUCAGUGACCAUUUACCGGUGGGGGACAUUCUGAAAUAGCAGUUUGAUAUAAAUUGCUAUUUACUGUGGCAGCUCCAGUAAUUAACAACUCCACAAGCCAGCCAAGUUUUGGUUCUGCCCGCCCUCCCAACCACCACUCUGAAUACACCUGAAAUGACUCCCUGCCACUAUGUAUGGUCAAAGUUAACAUUGAUAUCACUGAUAUAGAGAAAAGCUUAAUGCUUUAUUGCUACUAAUUAUAGACACAUGUAUUUAAUGAAAGAAACAUGUAUUAAUUGUUUUAUGGAAAAUUACUUUUGAGAAUGUGAUCAAAGAUUUUUUUAUAGCAGAAAGGAAGAGGAAAACAUUUUUCUUUAAAAAUACAUUGAUGUUGACUAUUAAAAACAUUAACCUUAUCAUAUUCUCUAUUAUCUUAUUGAGAGUUUUAUUUAGAAAAAACGUACAUUGUAAUUAACAGCUUGUAUUUCUUGAUAUUUUGAAUAUUGAGUUAGUAGAUAUUAUGUGGGGGCAUUAAAAUUAUUUAAGUACUUAGGGCAACUAAAGGCCUCAAUCUGACCCGGGUUAUGAUGAGGGUGCCUAUGACAUUCUAUGACUUAAAUACUAUCUUAUUAGGCCUCAUCCCUAAAACUGCUAAGUUUAGAGUAUAGUGCUUUUCGCCAGAAGGGUAACUUUAAAAACUAGAAGGCUAACUUUUUUUUGCCCAGCAAACAAAAACAGAUGGAAUAUAAAAGAGUUGGAUGAGUUUAAAUUGAGGCAAAAUUUAUGUAGUAGCCCACCUUAAUGAUCAGAAGCCUUAAAAACAUCUGGGCUAUGACAAGGAUGAAGUUAAACUUGUCUUGUCCACCUCUUCUUUAUGAUGUCCAUUUUUUGUAAUUCUAGAAACCCGGCGAUGCUUUUGGCAUUGUCAUAAGUAAUGAUUAUGUUGCGUUUGUAUUCAUUUUGACCUAGUCAUUUGGGAAACAUUAGAGUGGGGAGGUGCUGUAUCAUUAUUUAGGAAAAUUAAGAUUGAGAAAUCCUGCAUACAGCAGAUGUUGAGAGUAUGGCAACAGGUAUAAGGAUAGAUAAAAAAAAUACUACAUUUGAGAAAAUUUUGUAAUUACUGUAUAUUCUAUUUUUUUUGUUCUUGCACCAUGGUUUAUAAAUAUAAAUAACCAUUUAACACCCACUUAGCUGCUGAUUUUCACUGAAAUUUUAAGAGCAUCUUCUCCACUUCAAUACCCAAUUAGGAUAUUUCUGAUUGUGGAAACUCCAACUUACAACUUAACGAGUUUGAGAUUCUGACUUCAUACUUAACAUAACACUUCAGUGUUUGAUAUUAUGCUGCUAAAGCAAACAUACAUGUUUUUAAUUGUUUGCGCUAAUGUUAUCAGUAGUUGUUCUUAUCACAGACAAACCAGUUUGAACCCUUGAUAUUGUAAUUGGAUUUUUUUUAAAAACACAUCAAGAUAUCUAAUGGGAAGGAAAACAAGUAGUUUAUCAAGGCUUAAACAAGCAGGAUGACCUAAUUUUCUUUAAAUCAUGCUCCAUUUAAUUAAGUCAUUUAUUGGCUCAAAUGAAGAGAACUAAAAGGCUGUUAGGUUUGAAUUAAAUACAUAACUAUGCGCUCAUCGGUUCUGGUUAAUGUUUGGUUUUCAACAAUUAAAAAACAUGUACUAAAAAAAUGAAUACAUAUUUGUUGUCUCAGAAAUUCAUCAUAUAUUUUAUAUAGUCUGUGUCACAGGAGAAACUUGUAAUUUUAAAGUUAGAUUAUGAUGUAUGUAAUUCUAUUGUUAUGAUGCAUAAAAAUGAAAAAUAACUUUCAGUUUUAUACCUAAAGUUUUUCUUCACUUCACAGAUAAUUCAUAUGGUUGAACAAUAGCUGAAACUCAUUUACGUUAAAUUACUUAUUCUUUACUUGUCACAUGCCUUGAUAAAAUGGCAACCAUAUGGAUUGUUUUUGCAAUCUGUUUUGUCGGGCAAAGAAUUCCCUGCCUGGGAAAGGUAACACCGAGACACAGUAGAAAUUCUGGAAAUGUACAGGAGAUGUAUAGGAACAUUUACUUACAAAGACAAGACAAGUCUGCAAAACAUCAAGCCAUUCGCCAAGACAAUCCUGAUCUGAACACUGUGCAUGAAAGCCAGAGUUUAUUUGGUGGAUUAGGGUACAAAAUACUCAAGACUGCAAGCAACCCUACAUCAGAGCUCAGAGCUGGAAAAUUCACCUGCUUAAAGUGUAAUAUUGUUGCUAAAGUCAUUCAAAUGUUGAUGAAGGAAAACACAUCAUCUGAGGACAUCAAGCUUGCCGUCCGAGGCGUCUGCAUCUUUUUUGGGAUCGAGACACCAAGGGUCUGUCAGGGUCUCGUGGAAGAGUUUGCUGUAAGUAACAACUUGUAUUAAAUUAAGUAAAGCAGCACCUAAUGUACUGCUUCAUGUUAAUGAAAUUUAUUAUGGAGUUAAAAACUUUUGUAGACUUUACAUCCAUAGCCCUCUGAUAAUUACAUCACUGGUAAUGGCUCUUAGACCAACUAAAAGUUCAUGGGUCAUUUUAUCUAAAUCGUUGCUUUUUUUUUUUUUUUUUUUUUUUUUUAUCACCAUUUGAUGUGAUAGGGCUUUUUCUUUUUAUUACAUUUUUUUAUUUUUUUUUUAUUUUUUUUUUUUUUUUUUUUUUUUUUUUUUUUUUUGAUCACCAUUUGAUGUGAUAGAGCUUUUCCAUUUCAUUACAUUCUUUUGAAUCUCUGAAACAAGUUCUGUCUAGCACCAAAGUUAUCUUAACUGGCCACCGGGGAUUCAUCAAUGUUGAAGAGGGCCCAGUAAUGCUAGGCCAUUAACAUGGUCUCGUUAGGCCUGGGCUAUUGAUCUUUGCUCGCUGUCCAGUAAAGGUGGCGCAACUUCUUGUGGGAUGUUCACUUGGGAUAAUAUAGCCCUUUGCACCAAAUAUAAAAGAUUAGAUGGUCUUAUUGUUACUGUUAUGAAUGGGCUAUAAAGAAAACUCAAGGUAUUUUGUGUUGUAGUCACACACAAAAAAAAAGGGUGGGGUGGGGGGGGGAGUUUUAUUCAUAUGUGUAUUCUUUUCUAAUGUAUUUUAAAGGGUGUUUCUAAAAAAGUUAUUUUAUAUUUGGAAUGUCUUGCUUCUUAGUUUCUGCAUCUUGAUAAAAAAAAAUUAUUGACUUUCUAGUAUUUAAUGUGUUUGUUGUAAAAUCUAAUCCAAUAAAAAGGAAAUAACCAGAGACCAAACGGUAAGAAAUAAGCCAAAUACAACAACAAUUUUAACUUUGAGAAUGUGAAAUUUUAUUGAAACACAAAUAGUGUGAAAUGGGAUAAAUGAGGCUUGUUUUCUUCUUGUAUCAUGGAGGCAUGUUUCCUUCUUGUAUCAUGGCUAUCAUGAAGGCAUGUUCUAUCUUUGUAUCAUGGCUAUCAUGGAGGCAUGUUCUAUCUUUGUAUCAUGGCUAUCAUGUUUUUCAUUCUUGUUUUCAUGGCAAUCAUUCUAUCAAAUAUCAGAUUUGACUCCAUUAUCAAAGGUUAUCAACUCUGGUAUUUUUGGGAUGAAAGCUCUGAAUCUCAUUUUGUUUGGUUUUGUUUAAUACCCUCCACAAAUGAAUUGGAUUUACAUCAUUGGAAAAAACGUAUGUGAUAUAUGUUAAGACAACAAGAGAAUGCACUUUUCAUUCCAUACAUGCACUUAAAUGGGUCUCAUGUUUCAUAGUAGAAAAACAUGACAUGUUUUAAUACCAGACAAAGGCAGACGGCAAGGUUUAAAAUUUUAAUGAUGUCAUCAUAACCUCACCUUUAUCUUCAAUUCUGCUUCGAGAGAUUGUUUAACGGUUUUUUUUUAUUGCGGGUCUAAACGUUUUCUCAGAUAAAACAUAAUGGCGCCGUCCAAGCUGCCCUAAAUGUCAUUAUACAGUUUAAAUUGGUUGAGUGCAAAACAAUAAAAAUAGAAGUUUUGGUAUCAAAAAAAAAAAAAGAAGAAGAAAUUUUAACUGCCCAUUCCUUGGCACAUUUGCCUAGCAAUAUUAGUAUGAUACAACAGAGCCCAAACAAUUGGCGGACAACAUGGGAGGUCACCACGGUAGAAGGAUACCAAAACAACCACCAUUUUUAAAAAUAAAAUUCGAUAUGCUUUCACAUCUCCCUACAAGGAGUGGAGCUGGCUUUAACGAGGUCAUCCUUGCCGCCAAAAUGCCUAGAUUCGAUUCUGUUGUACCAUAACUAUGAUGAUCUUUGCAGAGUAUUUACAAGUUUAUUUGUUUCCGGCGCAGCUGGCCAAACAUUGUUGCUGGUAUGUAAGCAAUGAAUUGAAUCUAGGAUACCUUAAAUGUUUUAUUAACCCUUGCUGCCACUUAUGAGAUUUCUGCAGAUGAGAAGGGGAUUAUAAACUGAAAUGUUAGGCUGAAUAUCUUGUAACAAUCUCAGUAUUAUAUCCAAAGUUUGACCACUCUGCAUUACAAAAGCUGCAGACGUUUUAAUGUCGCCUGUAGCUGGCAAUACAAUAAUGCUGUCUGGUCUCACCAAUCAAUAUCAGACAUUAAUCAGACUACAAUAGUGAACAACGAAACUUUUAUAUCUUGAAACAGUAUUAUUAAUGCUAUCUGUCAUUGGCAGUAUUUUGUAAAUGUCAGAAUCUUUAGGAAAUGGGACAUUAUAAAUUCUUUCCAAAUAUGAAGGGAAUUGUAUUACUAAUAAUAGACUAGAAUCAUUAAAAAAAAAAAAGGGUUUUUUUUUCAUCCUGAUAAAAGUAAAAUGAACUGCUUGUUUUAUUGUAGUCUCACUGCUUAAAGAAAUGGAGUUGUCUUCAAAGUUUGAAUACAUCAUGUUAUAGAUUUAUGAAAUAAUUAGCUAAAAUUCUUAAUGGGAAAAUUAAUCCUUUCUUAAAUGAAUGACUUUAAUGAAACAGAAAUAAAAAAAAAACUACACAAACUCAUCAUAUUAUGGAAUAAAGAGAAAUUUGUGUGAGAAGUUUAGUUUAAGAUCAACCCUAUUUGUCACAGUGAUAGAUUCACUUUGCAGUGGCUCUCACAUUUCAUACUCAACAGCCAGAGGUCCUCACAGUGCUAAAAAAUACGCCCCUCAGCCCAUCGGAGGUGUGCAGCUUUGUGUUUGGCCCCGAGUGUGGUGCCCCCUACAGCCCACAAAGUAACUGGAAUGUGACGUUUCCCCCAGUGCCUCAACCUCCUCCAGUGUACCCAACACCCCCUAGGGUAAGUAACUGAAUACUUUGUCAUUUUACCCCUCACCCCCUGUGGUAAGUAACCUAUUCUUAUUUUAGUAUACCCCUACACCCCUUAGAGCAGUGGUCAGAAAAAGAGCUGCAUGCGGCUCUUUAACAACCUGAGUGGGGCUUGGCCAGUCAGCCAAAAAUCGGUUUUGACUCCGAAAAUCAUGGUUCUUGACGGGUUCUUGAAAAUAAAUUUGUCUCUCUAAUAAAUUUUAAUCGUCCUGCUGCUGAUUUUUGGCUCUUUUGACCCUUGAGUUUGCCGACCACUGCCCUAGAGUAAUCAACCUAUUUUUAUUUUAGUAUACCCUUACAAUUCCUAGCGUAAUGAACUGAUUUUUCUUUCAGUGCACCCUACACCAGCAUUCCUCAAAUGGGGGUCUACGGACUGGCACUGGUCCAAGAGCCUUAUGUUGCCCUUACCCAUCUGCAUAACAUGAAUAUUUAUGGUCAAACAAAAAAAAAUAUAAUAAAUAAAUCUGGCACUGGUCCCUGGUUCAUUUUUGAAAUUUGUCCACUGGUCCGCCAAAAUUAAAAUUUGGGAAACGCUGUCAUACACCCUCUUAGAUACCAAACCUUUUUUUUUUAAUUUUUUUUUUGGUUUAAGACUGGCAAAGUGUCCUUCACUUCCAGUAUUCACCUAACACCCCCCCCCCCCCCCCCGACUCUUACAAUAAAUAUCUACCACUAUGAUGUUUUUUUCUUUAAUUUUUAAUUUUCCCCUGUGCUAUAUAUUUUUUCAAAAUAAUAAUUAUGACGUCUUCCUCAAAAAUAAAUUGUUUUUGUCUGCACCAUGUUAUCAAUAUACCUGUGGUGUGUACAGUGGCGUAGCUAGGGUCGUUAUCACCAGGUGUUGUCCGCACCCCCUCGCUAUGCCACUGGGUGUGUACGUGAUGUGUAUGUGGUGUGUACGUGGUGCAUCCUGUGUGACCUGUGACACAUACAACUGUUUUUAUUUUUGAACUGAGACAAGAUGUCUGAAUUAAAAAAUAUAUAUAUUUAAAGUAUGUUCAUUUUUACUAACUUUUUCGCCACAAGCUGCUUAUGCUAUAUAUGCUACAUGAACUACAUAGGUUACGGGUGCUUAAAAUUAGAGCUAAGCCAAAGUAUUUUAAGAAACACCAUUUCAUAGAAUGUUUAAAUCACACACACAUUGGUGCUCUUCAUGGAUGAACACACACACACAAAAUGGUGCUCUUCAUGGAUGAACACACACACACACAUUGGUGCUCUGCAUGGAUGAACACACACAAGUCGUGCUCUGCAUGGAUGAACACACACACACUCACACACACAGUGGUGCUCUGCAUGGAUCGUCCAGUUGAUGUCUCAACAUAAAAUAAUGGCUUUAACAAUAAAAUCUAUUAUGUUUCCCACGUUUGUCUGUUGUAAGCUGAUACGAGACAAUUAUUUAAUUUUUUUGUUAUGCACAAUAAUCAUCUGAGGAUAUUUGUGGUAAGAUACCUUUUUCAAAAUCUCCAUGUGUUAGUCCUGAAUAAUUGAAAUGUUUUGUAACUCUGAGCUAAAACUAUUUUGCGGCUAUGCUGUAGCUGCUGACUGCAUUCUCUAUUGGCACUUGACUAAAAAAAAACACUUUGUCCUAUAAGCUGAUUACUUCAUACAAUAACUGAUGAUAACAGCCAUCUCAUUUUAUCUCUCCAUUUAUACACAUCAGCUGAUUACUUCAUACAAUAACUGAUGCUAACAGCCAUCUCAUUUUAUCUCUCCAUUUAUACACUGACUUGUUGUUGAGUACUUCAACAUCCUGUUUAAAAGCUGUUUGCUGUCUCUCCCACCCCCCUUACAUCAUUGCUGACCCUUUGUAUGAUAAUCUUUCCUAGCCUGGCUCCCCAACCUUUAGAUUCCUACAUCUUACUGACAUACAUUUUGACCUUGACUAUCAGGAAGGAAGUGAGACAUACUGUAAGGAGCCACUGUGUUGUCGUGGAACCAGUAAGUAAUAUUGGAGCUGUGUUAGUGGAUGGGAGGUGGGCUAGUGGAUGGGAGCUGUGUUAGUGAAUGGGAGCAGGGCUAGUGGAUGGGAGCCGGGUUAGAGGGUGGUGUGCUAGGGUGGGGGAGCAGCAAGUUAGGAUCCUAGUGGGUGGUGUAGUCAUCAAGUUACAAAGAGUCAAAGGUCACAGUUUGUUAGGAAAGCGGGUGGUGGGUAGCAUACAAGUUUGUACAGAAGUGUGACACAGAGUUGGAAGUACCCCUCUAGGAGAAGAUGAUGUGUGUAUCUGUUGAUGAAAAAAGGGGGUGGGGGUGAUAAUUUGUUUAAAAACUUCAAUUGGAAAUUGAACAUAAAAAAAAUAUUAGUUGAAAAAGAAAGUUUUGUUUUAAUAUCCAUGAUUGACUUCUUGCCUUUCCCUGAUUACAAAGAUAAGUUCAACACAUGUUUAAGACUGUGAACAAAUUGUAUGCACCUAACAUGUAAUUCUUUAACUUGAUCUAUUUCAGGCAACUAUAAUACUGUAGGAAACAAGUCUAGACCAAUAAUACUGUAAUACACAAGUCUAGACCAAUAAUACUGUAAGACACAAGUCUAGACCAAUAAUACUGUAAGACACAAGUCUAGACCAAUAAUACUGUAAGACACAAAUCUAAGUCUGAACCAAUAAUACUGUAAGACACAAGUCUAAGUCUGGACCAAUAAUACUGUAUGACACAAAUCUAGACCAAUAAUACUGUAAGACACAAGUCUAGACCAAUAAUACUGUAAGACACAAGUCUAGACCAAUAAUACUGUAAGACACAAGUCUAGACCAAUAAUACUGUAAGACACAAGUCAAAGUCUGGACCAAUAAUACUGUAUGACACAAAUCUAAGUCUGGACCAAUAAUACUGUAAGACACAAGUCAAAGUCUGGACCAAUAAUACUGUAAUACACAAGUCAAAGUCUGGACCAAUAAUACUGUAAGACACAAGUCUAGACCAAUAAUACUGUAAGACACAAGUCUAGACCAAUAAUACUGUAAGACACAAGUCAAAGUCUGGACCAAUAAUACUGUAUGACACAAAUCUAAGUCUGGACCAAUAAUACUGUAAGACACAAGUCAAAGUCUGGACCAAUAAUACUGUAAUACACAAGUCAAAGUCUGGACCAAUAAUACUGUAUGACACAAGUCUAGACUCACACUGACAAAACUCACAUAAUCUACCCAUCAUAAUUUUUUUCAGAGGUGGAGAAAAAUGGAGCCUGGAGGUUUGGUGACUACAGAAAUUGUGAUACGCCACUGUGGACACUGAAGGACAUGCUGUCAACGCUGGCAGCCGAGAACAAUACGGUCAGUACCUUUGUACAAGCAAACUUCAAUAUGUUAUGAUUAUCUCUACAUACUGCAAACCUCAAAUUCAUUUAAAAGGUGUAUAACCUAAGUCUUGAUUUGUUCCAGUUUGACUACAUCAUAUGGACAGGGGACCUGCCUCCUCACAACAUAUGGAACCAGUCCAGAAAUGACCAGCUGACUGUGCUCAAGACACUUGUCGAACUCUUCCUAGAAUAUUUUCCCAACAAGCCGGUGUAUCCCAGCCUGGGGAAUCAUGAAAGCUCUCCUGUCAACAGGUCAUUUUUGUAUUUCUGCUAGACAGUAAUGGAUAUCUACAAUAGUUCCUUCUAGACUCUACAGGAAAUCUACAAUAGUUCCUUCUAGACUCUACAGGAAAUCUACAAUAGUUCCUUCUAGACACUACAGGAAAUAUACAAUAGUUUUUGCCAGACAAUAAAGUAAAUCUACAAUAUUUUCUGCCAAUGAUAAAUUUGUUUUAGCUGAGCUCACUGCACCUUUUGAUUGAUAAAAAACUAUUGCAUUUUUCCCCACAGCUUUCCACCCCCUUAUGUUCAGAAUAACAACUCCAUUUCUUGGCUGUAUGAGGCUCUGGCUGAUGGCUGGAAGCAAUGGCUGCCAUCUGAUGCCCUGGAUUCUGUACGCAGGUCAGUCAGGUUGAAAGAUGAAAUGUUAUUUCUCUAGGGCAAUUCUGAUUUUUCUUUUUUUGCAUAGUUUUUUGCAAAAAUCCUGCUAAGGAUCAGUCUUAAAUAAACUUACACAUGAUAUUAUGGCGUAUUAUUCUCACAUUAUCUGCAUAAAAUUAUUUAAGGAACCAUACUCUCUAAAACACUCUUGUGUUGUUUUUUUUAUUUAAAAAAAAAUACAUCUUCUUAAAAUGAGAUCACUGAUUUACUAUAAUUUAUUAAAAUAUAUUGCAGGGGAGCCUACUACACAGUUUCUCCAUAUGCUGGAUUUAGAAUUAUCUCCUUGAAUAUGAACUACUGUAACAAUCAAAAUUGGUGAGAUAGCCAGCUAAAGAAAUGUAUGCUUCUGUAAAUAUUUAUUUCUUUAAAGUAAAUGGAAAGAAGGAAGAAUAAAAAAUCAUACAGCAGUCAGUUGAAUGUACUAGCUUUCAGCUGCAGUCCUUAUGUUUUUGAUACAGUCAGGAUGGUUCACAAUUGAACAUAGGCACAACAAAAUAUACUAUGAAAUGAAGAGACCAAAGCCGGGCUAAACGAAAGUAAAAAAAUAUGGAAAUGGUGAAGAAAUAAACUUAAGUCCAAUUAAUCAAUGGACUGUUCUUUUUAUUUGAAAAUGGUCAAAGAACAUUUUUGUUUGACUCCAGUGCAUUACCAUCAUUUUAAAAUCAAUUUUAGGUGUUCUCCCGUGUGUUGAAUUGUUUCAAAAUCCAUUUUUAUUUUCUUUUUAAACCUAAGAUCCACUUCUGAAAUAAACCCCCCAAAAAAAUUAAGUUUAUAAGGAAGAUUAAAUCUAUAAAUAAUAUACAGUCUCCACAUCGAGGUACAGCAUCACAUUUAACAAUCAUAUGAUUGUGGCAAAUAGAUGAAAGUAUUACCCCAGGUUAUCAAGAUAAGACAUAGUCAUGGACAAAGUCAUGUCUGGUUUAGCUGUUCACCAACAUCUCUCACCUUGUCAUUACAAUGUUUUUAUGUCUGAUUUGAUAUAUUCAUAUAUAAUGUCAUAGGCACAGUGGUAGAAACAUUGACACUGCUAAUGUUAAUUUUACAUCAGGUGGAUGUUGCUGAAUGCAUCAGACCCUGCUGGUGAGCUGCAGUGGCUCAUUUCCACCUUACAGUUGGCCGAGGAUAAAGGUGAGAAGGUGCAUAUCAUAGGACACAUCCCUCCUGGAGUCAAGGACUGUCUGAAGACCUGGAGCUGGAACUACUACAGGAUAGUCAGCAGGUGGGUGGGGGUUUACCCUUGGAAAAAAAAAAUCACUCUUUUAAUUUUAAAGUUUCAUGAACUUGUAGCUUAACAUUUCGCAUGAUGCUGCCGAGUUUGUAUGAAAGGACCGUCUGUUCUCUAUUUAUUGUAUGCAGGUGUUGGACAUUCGUUGAUGUCCUUUGUCUUUUUUUUUUUAAAACACCAACAUAGAAAUGAAUGGGUAGAAUUGCAUGAAACUUUGGCCUACAUCAAAAUUUGUCAUCAGAUUAAUUAUUAAAAACUUUAUCUGAAUUAUGUUUUUGUUACCAUUCAUGUGUAUUCCCAUGUGUGGUGGGGAAGAAGAUCUUUCAAAGCAUUCAUGUGUAUUUCCGUGAGGGGAACCAUUCAUGUGUAUUCCCAUGUGUGGUGGGGAAGAAGAUCUUUCAAAGCAUUCAUGUGUAUUUCCGUGAGGGGGGGGGGGGUGGGGGUGGGGGGGGGGUCAUUCAAAGUGGAGGGCAAUCAGUUCCCAUCAUCCCAGUGGUGAAUAGCUCCAUAAUCAAAAGUCACAUGUUCAUUAUGCUACACUACAGAUACCAAAACACUAUCGCUGGACAAUUUUUCGGCCACACCCAUUUUGACAGCUUUUCUGUGUUUUAUGAUGUGGAGACCCUGCAGACACCAGUGGGCGUGGCCUACGUGGCUCCAAGUGUCACACCAUUCUCCAAUCUCAACAUGGGCUACAGAUUCUAUACUGUUGAUGGCUACUACAAAAAUAGCUCAUUUGUAAGUUGGUUUGGUUUUAAAUUGGAUCGGGAGGGGGAAUAUUUUCUAUUAACAAUAUUUGCUGCAACAUUUUUUAAAGCCAUUAUAUUAUAAUUAUUUUAAUUUAAAUAGCAUUUAAAAUUAAUCAUUAUUUCCAUUCGGCGGUUCAAAUUGUCAUGACAAUUGUUUUGUUUUUUUAUAAAAAUGAUCAGAGUUCUAAAAGAAACAAAAAUAGUUCUAAUAAACAUCUAUAUUUUUAAUUAUACCCAGCAAGUCGUAGACCACGAGACGUUUUACCUCAACCUGACCAGAGCGAAUUUGGAGGGAAAGAUCACAUGGGAGCUGGAAUAUUCAGCCAAGGUAACUAUUUCUGGUCAUUUCAUAACAUGAUCUAGUCUGAUGUUUUCUGAUGGAUUCUCAUUAAUCGUUUAAACUCAUCAAAUUGAAAUCAGGUGACAAAUGAAAAAUAGUUUGGGGAAAUCAAAACUUCAAUAGACUGUAACAGAAAAUAGUCCUCACACUUAUAGCAGAGUCCUAUUCAUGGUGGCAUGAAAAGUUCUUUCAGCUUUUUAGGUUUAAUUUUCAUGGUAAACGGACGAGUUCAGUUGGAGAAAAGGAAGCCUAACAAAUUUGUUUGUAUAAAUUUUGUUUUUGUUUAAAUAAGAAAUUUAUCACCAAACGGAAAUAAAGUCAAGAUAGCUCACAUUGCUUGUAUACACCUACUCUCUCUCUCUCCCUCACCCCAGGCGUCCUAUGGCAUGUCAAAUCUCUACCCUGCUGACUGGAAUAAACUGAUAGAGCUAAUGGCAACCAACAACACUGUCUUAGAGACUUACAACAGGUAUUUUUAAGUUAACAAUGAGAAAAGAGAUCUUAGUGUAGCAAUAGUGGGUAGAAACAAGGAGCAGAAAUCUUAGUGUAACAAUAGUGGGUAGAAACAUGGAGCAGAAAUCUUAGUUUAAAAAUAGUGGGUAGAAACAAGAAGCAGAAAUCUUAGUUUAAAAAUAGAGGGUAGAAACAAGAAGCAGAAAUCUUAGUGUAAGUGUAACAAUAGUGGGUAGAAACAAGGAGCAGAAAUCUUAGUUUAAAAAUAGUGGGUAGAAACAAGAAGCAUAAAUCUUAGUUUAAAAAUACUGGGUAGAAACAAGAAGCAGAAAUCUUAGUGUAACAAUAGUGGGUAGAAACAAGGAGCAGAAAUCUUAGUGUAACACUACUGGGUAGAAACAAGGAGCAGAGAACUUUUUAAAAAAAUUUGCCAAGUUGUCAAAAUAUUUUCAAACAUCAAUAUUAUGUGUAAAUCUGCUCUGUGUAUUAAAAAAAAAUAAAUUAUUACAAAUUACUGUUGGGUUUAAGCUGAAAGGGAAAGAAAACUUAACUUUUUAAAAACAAAAACAGGUUUUACACCAAGUCCCGCAACUCUGGAUCCUGUGAUGCCACAUGCAGAGUACUGAGACUUUGUGAGACCAGGAGUGGCAGAUCACAUGACCCAGAUCUCUGCAAGAAAUUGGGCAUCAAAAGUCACCAGGAUUUUACAUUUCUUCAAGCACAACAGCCUAAACACUGCUGAGGUCAAAGUUCUUACAUCAAAAGAGGGAGGGAAGGGGGAGUGUGUGUUUGGUGCUGAGGUCAAAGAUCAUACAUCAAGAGGGAGGAGAGGGGGGAUUGUGGGUUAAAGAUGUUCAUUCCAAGUCAAAGGAUACUCAUCUUGAGUUGAGGUGGAUUCUUUGUGUGGAAGAGUUGAGGUGGAUUACUUGUGUGGAAGAAUUGUGGUGGAUUAUUCGUGUGGAAGAAUUGUGGUGGAUUAUUUGUGUGGAAGAAUUGUGGUGGAUUAUUUGUGUGGGAGAGUUGUUGACUAUGAGGUAAUUUUCAGUGCAAUUAUGUGUUGUUGGUUUUUUUUUUGGGGGGGGGCGGGGGGUUGUAAUAAAAGAUCACUGUUUAGUUAUUUGCUCAUGAUGUAUUUUUAUGCCCCGAGGAGGUGAGAUAUUAUAUCAUUUAUAAUUCAAAUUUUAUUAAAUGCAAUCUUUUCACAUCCUGCCCUUUUUUUUGUGCACUCACGAAUAAAAGAAGCUCAUUUAAAAACUAAUCUCAUUUUAACCUCAAUUUUUUUUUUAAGUUUGAAGGGUAGAUUAUAGACGGUAAUUGGAAACAAUUCUUUUGUAUAAGAGUCCUAUGCUAAUGAUGUAUUAGUCUAACAAUCUCUUACAGCAUUCACAUCUUGUAUUUUUUUAAUCGUCUUGAGAAAGUGCCUUUUUAUACUCUCAUUGCCAAGGAAACGGAGACUUGCACUUUGCAAAUAAUUUUUUUUUUAUUAAAAAAACUUAUUUUAACUGUUACUUUACAAAUAUAAAACUAUAUACAUUCUUCUAGGGAACUGAAUGACUAAUACACUCGUUAUGAAACACACUGAAAUCUCAAUGUUUAUGCAAUGAGAUGUCCUGAUUGCAUAAUUUAUACAUGCAAUUUUUUUCAAUACUCAGAAUGAACAUGUCUUACUUACAGAAUUUUUGCUGAAUUUUCCGAUUUUUUAAGCAUAAGUACAUCCUAAUAAAUAUUUGAAUAAGAUAAAAUGUGAACAUUUUGGCAUAUUUCAAACUCCAAUUUUUUAUAAAGCAUUUAUAAGGGUCACUAGUUACCCAAAAUUUUUUUAUAAAAUGACAUAACACCUUAAAAAAAAAAUAAUAUCAAUGGACUCUGCCAUUAAAAUGGCACCAUCUGAUUAGCUGGUGCAAAGACCAGCUGGAAAAUCUUAAGACUUUGUCCUUUUUACCAUUGGACUUGAGUCUGACAGAUUGACCCAGCCAUCUCAUAGAUCGGCCCAGCUGUCUCAAGAGGGUCAAAUUGAACAGCUGUCUUAUUAACUGUGUGUGCAUUUUUUGUGUUGACCCAAAGAUCUCCAAAAUUAUUCAAGUAAAAUCCACUUUAAAUUUUUAUUAUAGUAUAUAAUGUAAUGUCCACCAGGUGGUUUAAAAUUAUUUUAAAAUAUUCAGUUUUGUUUUUAAGUGAAGUGCCUUGACCUGUUCAUAAAAACAUUAGUUUUUUAUAGUAGCAGCAGGAUGGAAAUAUAAAUGAUCACAAAAGAAAGAAAUUUGAUUUACCCAUACUUUAGUAACUACAGUCAUGUUGUUUGUAUUGAAUUAUAUUAUCUUUAAUUAAACCAUCUUGAAAGCUCA